Exophiala bonariae is the source of this 771-nucleotide messenger RNA. RefSeq lists its product as uncharacterized. Lineage: Eukaryota; Fungi; Ascomycota; Eurotiomycetes; Chaetothyriales; Herpotrichiellaceae. The transcript has 2 exons. The record is from RefSeq and is a predicted model, not a curated record. The coding region runs from base 1 to 771 and encodes 256 amino acids.
AUGUACAUCAUCGAGGCCUCACAUGAACUUCGGGAGCUCGCCGUCAAAGUUCCUAUCCCCAUCGAAGACAUGCGCCCUGUACCAGAACGACAGAUAUGGAUGACAUCGUCUUCACCCAGCCCGGAAGAGACUGCACUACUUGAUCACUACUAUACGGAGUUGUUUCCAAGAAUUUCUCGGGCGGCCGAAAGUGACGGCCUAUCAGGCUUAAGCCGCGGGAGCCCGGCGCAUAUCAUUUGUAUCGAAAAGGGGGGGAUGAUGUGGCCCGGCAAGAAUCAAGUUGGAGUAUCAAUCGUUUUGGAAUCUCUACCCUUGAAGAAUCCAGUUUCCGAGACACCAAAAGAGGUUGCCAGUACGGGUCCAAAUCUCAAUGAUGGCGAUAUUGCUACCGAAACCCCGUCGCCUCAAGCGACUGGUGAAGACGCAAAUGUUGGUGCCUCAGAGCCUUGUAGGACACACGAACAACCACGGCGCAACAACAAACCAUCAGAACCAUCAGAAGAUAUUGCACCUCUAGAAUCUAGGCCACCACAGAAACUGCGCGACAGACAACACAAAAUUCUCCAGACCCUCGGCCAACCACGGCGUGUGGUGACCUGGAGGAUGACUGAGCAGCGUCGAUCGUCUAUCCAGCCUCGGACCCUCAGUGUAGGCGACAUUCUCGUGCUUAAUGAACGAGAAUUCAUCGAAAUACUAGCCGGUGGAAUUCCAUUGCUCACGAUGCGAUGCCACGGCGAGAGGAUUGAGCAUCAGAUAGAAGAGAAGGUCUAG